AUGACAGUUUUGGUUCAUGGUUGGGUUUUUUGGGUCAUUUGGGCCAGCUGGGCCAAUUGGGUCAUUUGGGCCAUAUGGGGCAAUUUGGUCAUUUGGGCUAUUUGGGCCAGUUGGGCCAUAUGGGGCAGUUAGGUCAUUUGGGCUUUUUAGCCCAGUUGGGACAAUUAUUGGCCCAUUGAUUUCGCGCCACAACCACAAACUGCCAAAAUACAACCGCUGACUGAUGCGCCCGUUUUAAGCUCAUUCCUGCCAGCUUUUCCCGCUUUCAAAGGAUCUGUUUAUAACAUGCAUCGUACAAAGCUUUGAACCCUCAAGCUUCCGCUUUUUUGUGUGUAUAUCAUGGACUGACAGUAAUGUCACAUUGACUGCGGAACUGGAGUCGCAGCUGGGCCAAAUUCGCAUUCCUAUCUACGAAGUUUUACCCCAAUGUCUUCGCCAAUGGCUGACGGCGUUUGCUUAUAGCAAUGGCACAACGAGCGGAUGUUGCUUUGUUCUGCACUGGUAUCCACGAGCUCUUUGCUGGCUCAUGCAAUACUGAAGCUUUUUGGCUCAUACGAGAAGGAAAACCNAUUCAGCAAAUGCUCCUCCAGUUUCAAGAAGGAGAUUGCGAUCACUCAAGUGGAUAUCCGUUAUUCCGUGAACAAGCUAGUUUCACGCCCUCAACAUCCCAGGACAGGCAGUACAGGAAAAAUCUGGACUAUAUCGAUCUUCUGGAGGGCUGGGUCCUCGUAUACCGGUUAACGAAAAUUGGUUGACAUCGGUCAACCGAAAGAUAGCACGACAGCUGGAUAACUUGAUACAUAUUGAUAAUACAUGCAUGCUCUAAUAAAUAAAAUGGCAACUGGAUAACUUGAUAAAUAAUAAAUGUUUCAAUAUUAAAAUGACGGUUUUGGUUCAUGGUUGGGUUUUUUGGGUCAUUUGGGCCAGCUGGGCCAAUUGGGUCAUUUGGGCCAUAUGGGCCAAUUGGGUCAUUUGGGCCAUAUGGGGCAAUUUGGUCAUUUGGGCUAUUUGGGCCAGUUGGGCCAUAUGGGGCAGUUAGGUCAUUU
Molecule: messenger RNA, 1046 nt
Organism: Porites evermanni
Lineage: Eukaryota; Metazoa; Cnidaria; Anthozoa; Scleractinia; Poritidae
Source: the annotation of a GenBank genome assembly